This is a messenger RNA of Ficedula albicollis (Collared flycatcher), 357 nucleotides long. RefSeq names its product spexin hormone (gene SPX). Gene Ontology annotation, cellular component: cytoplasm. Gene Ontology annotation, biological process: positive regulation of gastro-intestinal system smooth muscle contraction. NCBI's taxonomy places the organism in Eukaryota, Metazoa, Chordata, Aves, Passeriformes, Muscicapidae. Gene Ontology annotation, molecular function: neuropeptide hormone activity. The transcript has 7 exons. The coding region runs from base 1 to 357 and encodes 118 amino acids. The record is from RefSeq and is a predicted model, not a curated record.
AUGAAGUUCAAGGGGCUGCAUAAACUCACAGCAUCUGCCCUGGCCCUGCUCCUGGCAGCAUCCUUCAUCACCUUCUGCUGGAGUGCCCCUCAGGCUCAUUUCCAAAGGAGAAACUGGACUCCUCAGGCCAUGCUCUAUUUGAAGGGUGCACAGGGACGUCGCUUCAUCGCAGAUGAGAGCCAGAGGAAGGACCUGUAUGGCAGAGUGCAGCUGGAAACACGCAGCCAUAACACAAAUCCUUUACCUCUUUCUGAAGCUGCUGCACUGCUCCUUACUGCCUUACAGAAAGCACAAGAAGUGGAAGAAGAAAACAGUGAUCACCCUGGCUACUUGACAGACAGUCUAUCAAAUUGGUGA